AUGCGGUCGGCACAGCCAUGGAUCGGCGGCUCCGCCAUGUCAAUGUUCCUCAAAUACAACGACUCGCAGAGCCUACAGGUUGACUUGCUCAAUAAAGACGCAGCGACCGAUGCGCAGAUCAUGCAGCUUGUCAAUGGGGAGGCUCCGGGGAACGAUCGGGCUUUGAACUACAGCUUGAUCGUGGGUGGUACACCAGGGUACCCAGGCCGGUCACCGUGGACAUUCAUGGACAUAGGCCUCGACUGGUCUACUGAUGCCGUUGACUUCUACGUCAAUGGUAACCGCACCCGCCACGCGACCAAACAAGAAAGAACUCUCCCACAGACGCCGGAGGCCUUGCAUUUCAAACACUGGUCGACCGGGGACGCGAGCUACAUGCAAGGUCCACCCGUCAAUGCUUCGGUCGCCAAUGUUAAGUGGGUUCGAGGAUUCUUCAACUCUAGCUUGAUGACCAAGGCAGAUCAUGAAGAAUACGACCAGCGAUGCAGAAUAUCGAUGCCAUGUUCAGCAGAUGAUUUCAGCCUCCGGGGAUCUACUCCAUACGUCGCGGAUGCUACAAGACCAUACAAACAGUCACGCCCGCAAGAGCAUCUGCGGGAUGCGGCGGGCUACGUUGCAGCAUCUUUCAGCGUUAUUGGAAUCGUUUCCCUGAUCAACGCGCUCAUACGGCGUGGACCGUGGCACAAGCUGAAGACUAUUCAAUUUCCUGGAACAAAAGCCCACUCUGCAAACGCACUUAGGAAGUCACUCCGGGCUUCGACUGGUGCAGAGUUUGCCGCAAGCUAUAGCCCGCCUGAGUCAUUGGGGACAAGCUCCCCAGCUCCCGAGUACUCCUCACCCUACUGUGCGACUCCUGCACCGUCCUAUCAAUCUCGGCAGCACACGCCGACGCAGUCCACUUCAUCACUCCAUGCGGGGCCUACGCAUAAACCUAGUCUCUUAGGACUGGCCAUCGUACCCUCUCGUAUCGAGGAAGACGAGGUGAUGGAGGUGGAGUCGAGUGGAUCUAGCCAGAAGACCGCGUCCAGCAUCAACGAGUACGAGAAAGAUCUGAAACAUCGAUUCUUCAAUCAAAUUCAGCUCGACAAUGGUCUGGAGAAAGAGGAUGCUGAGAAGCACUUUGGGAAGAACGAGGUAGUCGAGCCUGCUGCCCCAAAUGAGUACCCAGUCCUGCGCAAUACUGUGGCCCACGAUGUUCCAGAUGCCAUGACAGGUGGCGCAAGCGUGGAUCCUUCAAAGUCACAGCUUCCACAAGAGCCUCAGAAGCGUAUUGACCACUUGGCCGGCCUCGUUGUUGUCAUGUGCUUCUGCGUCACUCUUCGACAUUUCUCUCUCACAUUCUGGCCAUACGUGACUGAGGCGUCGGGGGAGAUCAAACACUUCAAAGCCGACCAGUGGCUCGCCUACGUUCUAGGUCCAUUUAUCUUGACACCAUUUGGGAUUGGCCCUUUUUUCAUCACCGCCUGUCGCUUUUUGGCCCAGCGAUAUCUCAAGACUGGCAAUCUCGCGGACAUUGGCAACAAAAUGUUGCUUCGAGCGCCGCGCAUGCUUGUUCCCUGUUUCAUUUUCAUCAUGCUCGAGUACUUCUUGAUGGAGCUUGGCUUGGUUGCCAAACUUGAAUGGCUGCCGAGCGUAUCAUUCAGUACUUGGCCAUACACGACGCCUCAGGCGAACUUUGGAAUUGUUGAACUCUCCUAUAUCAUCCCGAACCGUGCCCCAGAGGUCGUCAACCAUUAUUGCGUUGGUGUACUCUGGACAAUCCCUGUUCAAUUGCAGUUCUCAUUCGUGGUUCUGAUGGGCACUGUCAUGGUCAGAGACAUCAAGAAGACCUGGAAACGAGCGGGCUUCUACACUCUAGCCAUAGUUGCAGGGUGGUACGCACGGAGUUGGUCAUCCCUUCACUGGGCAGGUCUUAUGCUCGCGGAUGCGGACAUCAACCACGGCUGGCUCAAAUGGACACAGGCGAAAUGGUACCGUCAUUAUCCCAUCCUCUUCCUCGCCGUCGGAAUAACACUUGCAUCACCCUUGGCUCUACUUUUCAACAGCAACAUCUACAACUUUUCUUUCUUGGGCUGGGAGAACGGCAUUCAUCCCGAUCCAAUGACUGGCCGGCCCCUGUUCGAGCUCGUCGAGGACAUCAACUCGCUUUACCCAGCUUACAAUGCCCCUAACAUUGCCGUAUUGACUUUCAGCAUCGGACUUCAAAUCAUUGUCGAGCUGUCGAAGACGAUCCAGUGGUGUUUGAGCGCACCUUUCAUUACGUUUUUCCAUCCACACAUCAUGACUGUGUACCUACUACACGGCUUCGUCUUCUGGUCACUAGGAAGUUGGCUAGCAGUAUCUCUAAGCACGACCGGAAUCCCAUAUUGGGCACUUUUGCUCAUCGUCGCGGUGGUCUGCUACGCAGUCAUCCUCAUUUUUACCGUCAUUAUCAGUCCGAUGACGGAAGCUGCGACUAAAGGUUCGAMGAAGAAUAUUUUGCGUUGGGCAGUUGAGGAGCCUAUCCCUCAUCGACAAACUACCGCGCCGUUCAGCAAGCAGAUUGUGCUGGAUAGGGUGGAUAAUCAGCUGGAAGAGAUGGAGCAUGCGAGGAGCGAUCCUGCUGUUGCGGCUUGA
This is a messenger RNA of Ramularia collo-cygni, 2616 nucleotides long. RefSeq lists its product as uncharacterized. The transcript is spliced from 5 exons. NCBI's taxonomy places the organism in Eukaryota, Fungi, Ascomycota, Dothideomycetes, Mycosphaerellales, Mycosphaerellaceae. The record is from RefSeq and is a predicted model, not a curated record. Bases 1 to 2616 code for a protein of 871 amino acids.